Pseudo-nitzschia multistriata is the source of this 8187-nucleotide messenger RNA. The record is from the annotation of a GenBank genome assembly. NCBI's taxonomy places the organism in Eukaryota, Bacillariophyta, Bacillariophyceae, Bacillariales, Bacillariaceae.
CGUACUCGUAACUUCGGAAGUUUCGAAGUUGAUGUUUGGCAUAGGAAGUACUGUACGUAGCAUCACCAGUACUGUACAAGGUACUGUACAAGCCAUACCAUUCUACUUGUGCGCCAAGAACGCGAAGAAAAAAAAAGAUGGUAGUGAUUCAAUGAUUCAUUCGUUCUCCUCACAGGAAGAACGCAAAUCCCCACAAUGUUGCAGUGAAACGAAUCACAUCUUUGAUCCUUCCGAUCGAGCAAUACCACGAAUUAUUGUACCGAGAGAUCUGUUUCAACAAGAAGAAAAGAGGCCCGGAACCAUGGCGCACACCACUCAAAUACAGACGCAAGCACGAGCACAAGGACGACGCGGUCGAAGGCGGCGCCGGGGACGCGAGGCAACGGGCACGGCAACGCGAUUCCUCGCGGUGCUCGCUGCUCUCGCCCUUGCCCGCGCAUCGUGGCAUCACUGCGGUUCGAACGAGGCAACCCCCGUUGCGCAUGGGAACGAAACGCCGCGGUUCUCGACGGACGCCGGGGGAUUUGCCUUUGCCUUUUCGACAAGCCCCAUCCACAGAAAUCCCGGCGAUCCAAAAACCACACCGAGAACGACGGCGACCGGCCCUGCCGAAGGCCUUUCGUGGAACGCCGUCUUUGAUGGGCACCGCCGGCGGCAUUCCGCACACCGCAAGGCAUCGCAUCGGAACCGCGUCGGUCCCGUGCACCAAACAGCAAGCGACAACGACGAAUCGAGGUCGCCGUCGCCGCCAUCCGCCAUCAACGGAGCGAAACCAAACCAGAACGACACCGACGACGCAAUAGACGGACGGGCGUUGCUCUCUCCGUACCACCUUCUCUACCCGGAAAACUUUCGGAAAUUCGAUGCCCCUCUCGAUCACUCGGAGCCGUUGUUUGGAGCGCUCCGAUUGAUGAAGCAAAGCCUCGGCGUGUUCUUGGCGAAGGAGAACACCCCGCAGUACUUUCCGUUCUCGAAAUCGUCGCGUGCCAACCCCAGGGUGCUCCGAAUCGAACAACGAAUAUCGCACKGCGUAGAACCUCUGUGUUGGUUGCAAGCGCAGAUCGACAACUACUACCCGUCCUCCUUUGCCACGGAGCAGCAUCCGGCGUUCUACAUGGAGACCGCGGAAGAAACGAUGGAGGCCGCCGUGUUUGGAUCCAGCCGGACGCACCGGGGGCGGCUGGAGGACGAUGCCGAGUGGUGGGGAGAUCUCCCCGAGCGCGCCCGGGUGUACGGUGGAUCGCGGUUCGAUCCCGACAGCGAGCCCUCCGACGAAUGGAAAUCCUUUUCGCGCGGCUUCUGGCUGUUGCCCGCAGUGGAGGUGCGGCGAGAAAGGGUCUCCGGCGAUCCCGAUCGCCCGCCGUCGUUUGCCACCACGUUGGCCGUUCACCUCGUGGCGGACCAAGAGCACGGUUUCGCAGUGUCGGCCCGUCACGUAUUGUCGAUCCUGGAGGGUUUGAACGAGGCCAGUACGCCCGCGGUGCCACCCACCACUAUCCCACCCAUAUUGUCGCGGUCGUCUACGUAUCACCGUCGUCAACGAAAACGGCGAAAGACUUCCCCACCAAACGUGCUCAACGAAGGAGGAGCGGGCCCAACGAAAUCGGCGACAUCCUCCUCCCUGGACGCCCAGGAAGUUUACGAGCGCGGGGUCGCUUCGGCUCUGCAGGAAUUCUCACGGACAAACCACCAACACAACGGAACCAACGUAGCUGCCAGUCCCACGGCGACCAGCACGAACUCGACGGCUGAUGGGAAUUCUGACACCGCGCUGCUAGAAAAGGUUGUUUUGGCGAGACGCCUUGAUUUGCAGUUUGAUCCGGCGGUAGAGAACAACGUACAAGCCUUGGAUAUUCUGCGAAAAUGGAAAUACGCUAAUCGUCCGGGCGGUCAUCUCAUGUAUCUCUGUCCCGACAUUAAUGGCGACUACGAGUUUUUUGGAUGCACGCCAGAACGCUUGUUUCAGGUCGUUUCGUCUCGUGCGCCGCUGGAAGGGGAAGCCAAGGGCAAUGCGACGACGAUGGUUGUUUCGGAAGCCCUAGCGGGAACCCGAACGAGAGGAUCUACACCCCAGGCAGACCAAGAGCUUGCCCGCCAACUCUUUGCUUCGGCGAAGGAUCAAUCCGAAAAUGAAAUCACCGGACGAUUCAUCGUGCAAGCCUUCAACGAGUUGAGCGAGCGGGGAUGGCUCCGUCGCGAGACGACAAUAAAUAGCAAAGCCACCAGUAGUAUCGGAGACGAGACAAAAGAAGACACGCUGCAAGAGAAGGAUCUGAAGGACAAACCCACACUCGAUAGCAAUGGGUCCAUUAGAGGAAGGUAUUUUGUGCGACGGUUGAGGCAUCUCCAGCAUUUGUGCCAACGAUUCCAGUCUGAGUUGUCUUCCCCGGCGGUAGCGAGAGACGUGAUUGAAUAUCUUUUGGCAGCUCUCCAUCCAACACCAGCAGUUGGGGGGUACCCGAAGGAGCCUGCAAUGAAAUUCAUUCGCGAAUACGAAAGCGAUGGUUUUGAUCGUGGGUUAUAUGCCGGGCCGUUUGGGUUCGUUGGACGCGGAGAAGCCGAAAUUGUGGUAGCGAUUCGCUCCGGUCUUGUCGCUCGCGGCAAGGAAUCACGAAAUCAAUUCGAAUCCUCUUCGUCUAUUUUGGAUCAUAGACCCGUUAGAUCUAAAGUUUCCGUUUAUGCCGGUGCCGGUAUUGUUCCUGGAUCCACAGUACAGGGCGAAUGGUCCGAGACAUCGUACAAGUUAGGCGUGGUAUCCUCGAUAUUUCCACAGUCUCCAUUUACGCUUCAAAGCGCACCAACGCCCAACUCUGCUUGGGCAACCGCUUUUGUGGAAGAGUUGGUUCGAAACGGAGUUACGCAGUUUUACAUAUGUCCUGGGUCGCGAUCAACACCACUAGUAGCUGCAAUUGCAAGGACGGUGAGGUCAAACCUCGGUGUUGUUAAUGCCUUGAGUGUUCAUGAUGAACGCGGGGCAGCCUUUAGGGCAUUAGGUUAUGCUCGCGGUGUAGGACGACCUGCGGCUGUUAUCACCUCCAGCGGAACAGCGGUCGCGAACUUGUAUCCCGCAAUCAUUGAAGCUGGGAUGGAUGCAGUGCCGCUCUUGGUUUUGACUGCAGACCGACCGUACGAAAGUCGAGACACUGGAGCAAAUCAAGCCAUCGAUCAAGUAAAGGUUUAUUCACAAUCAUACGUUAGAUGGUUUCGAGAUAUCCUGCCUCCUCACGAUGAUGUUCCUAUUUCGGUCGCCUUAGCAGAUGCUGCGCACGGUGUUCGUUUGUCUCGUCGUUGCAUGGGACCGGUCCACUUGAAUAUUCAAUUUCGAGAAAAUCUGGCUCCUGAUGCGGGACCAAUCCGAAAUGAUGGUCGUAUGGGGUCCGUCACAAAAUUCGAUUCUUUGCGCUUUACCGAUUCCCCAGGUUUUUCCAGGUGGUCCUCGGGCGGAGAUAAUUGGCUUCUCUCCCGUUCCAAUAUGGGGAAUGUUGACCCGAGAUCUCUGUUGGAGACUAUUCGUCUGAUUAGUGAAUCCAAGCGAGGAAUUAUUGUGGUUGGACAAAUACGCAAACCUUCUGGGGAAAAUCAAGAAAAUGAUCCUUCUCGGACCAUGCAGCUCAUUACAAAUUUUGCGCAAGCCAUCGGUUAUCCUGUAUUUGCGGGUGUCCAAUCAGGAAAUCUGAGAUUCGAGAGUUCUGCUGUUGUACCUUUUGCAGAACAUCUCUUGCGCUUUCCCCUGGUCAAGAAGAACUUGAAACCCGACCUUGUUAUCCAGCUCGGAGCUCCAUUAAUCUCAACUGAAAUUCCUAGUAUCAUUAAACAGACACUGCACGAUGGAUAUUUGAACCAUGUUCUUGUGCAUCCCCACCAUCCAACAGAAAGGCACGAUCCAGAAUUUACCAUGUCUCACGUUUUCGAUUCUGACAUUGACUCGUUCCUUAUUGAGACGAUGAAAGUACUAGACAUUAAAGGUGGAAUUUCCCUUGGUAGCCAACUGGCUCCAAUGGUAAAGCUAGGCCGUUUGCUUCGGGAAGAAAUGCCAUCAAUUGUAAAAGAAGCUGGUACAAAGAUAAGGGAAGAGGAUUCGGACUUUCAUGGAAUGACUGAACCUGAGGUUGUAAUGAGCUUAUCCAAGCUUUUCACAAGCGGAAGUAUUCCUUAUUCUUCAUUCUUCUUAUCCAACUCUAUGCCCGUUCGAGAUUCCGAAGCCUUUCUUUAUCCCACAUGUGGUAACUGCAAAUCCAGUGUAGCAGAUAUAGCGGUCAAUAGAGGCGCUAGCGGUAUUGAUGGGAUCAUAGCUUCCGCUGCCGGGUUUGCUGACUCUACCGGUCGACCAACAUCGUUGAUGAUUGGCGAUGUUGCAGCAUUGCACGACAUUAAUUCACUGCAUGCUCUUCAAACUGACCCAAGUGCGAAGGACAACCAAUCAAACAAAGUCCAUCCCCUCACUACUAUCAUACUAAACAACAACGGCGGAGGUAUUUUUUCUUUUUUACCGAUUGCAAAACAUGGGAGUGAUGUUGCCUUCGAAGAGUUUUUUGGGACACCAACAAAUACCUUUUCGUUUGAGAAAGGUGCUCAGGCAUUUGAUCUUCCUUAUACCAACGUUAACUCAUCGGAAUCUUUUGAGAACGCUUAUAAAAUGUCAGCCAAGAGUGAAGAGUCUUCGAUAAUUGAAGUUGAAGUUGCAACACGCGAGAAAAACGUUGUGGUUCACAGAGAAAUAACUACUCUCACAAAAAAAUUUCUUUCAGGCAUCAUCAGUACAGAUACUCCAAAAGUCGAUGAACUGGAAUUAUUACCUCUGAAGCAUACUAGAAGUGGUGACUCGGAUGGCUGUCUUCCCACGGGUCUGGGAAAGAAAACGAUAGUGUUGUUGCACGGAUGGAUGGGCGACAACACAGAAUGGGAUGACGUCGAAUCAAAUUUGGUGGAGUCUUUACCAGAGGAAUGGUCAAUCAUCAGCGUAGACCUACCAGGUCAUGGAAAGUCGAAGCUUUGGACUUCUUCUGACUACUUGUCAAUUCAAGAAGCACUGGGUUUGACCGGGAAAAAUGAUAGAACUUCAAGAGGAGGUCUAGGCCUAGAUGAAAUGGCUCUUGCAGUUUGUCGAACAUUGAAAUCUUACGGAGUAGAAAAGAUCGACAGUUUGGCUGGCUACAGCCUUGGUGGAAGAGUAGCCUUAGCAAUGAAACGCUUGGCCAUGACCCCAUCCGAUAGAAAUUAUGCUGAUACAGCUAACAUUGUGAAUGAAGAAACAAAAAUGAUUUUAAUCUCAACGUAUCCUGGCGAAAUUGUGGGUACACGGAGUGAUUCACCAUAUGAUCUCGAUGACGAAAAUAUUGCUCGACUUCUGAAAGAUGAUCGAUUGGCCCAAAAAAUUGAAUUUCUGUCACGUCGCGGGUCUCUUUCUCCCUCUUCUCCUGACGUUGCUCCCCAAAUAUGGUCUGAAUUUUUGAAUCGUUGGUAUGCUGCACCACUUUGGGGGCAAUUGAGAACGCAUGAAGCAUACACCGAUAUGGUCAGCAGACGAACAUCAACAAUGUCUAAGAGGGGCGAUGACAUCGCAUCAGUAUUGCGGUCAUGUUCUCCGCCAAGAUGUAGUAACGAGGAUUGGCGAGGAGUGACCGCGAAGAACACACUAUUUAUUGCCGGAGAACUUGAUAAGAAGUAUUGCAACAUUGGAAGACAGUGGUUUGAUAUCGAACCAUCCUUAAGCUAUGUCGAAGUAUACAGAAAAGGGCAUGCUCUUCUUGUUGAAGCUGCCAAGGACGUAGCCAUUGCUAUAGACCAGUUUUCUCUACAAGAGCAAGACGAAGCUUCUCCUCUCGGUAGAAACGACACAAAGAUAUGGGAAGCAAACUUUAUUCCAAGUGUAAAGAAAACGGAACUCGCAUCAAAGUCUGAACAGAUCGAUCCACCGUCCAUCUGUUCGAUUGGAUCAUUGGACUUUGAAUCUUUCAACAUCAAUCUUAUGAAUGAAAGAGCAGAGAAACCGGGUAUUUCGGGAAUAGGUUGGGGUUUAGGAGCCGAUUCGAAGAAUGAAGGUUUAAAAAAGCGCUUGGGCUUUGUUAUCCAAGUCGCAUCAAAAAAUGGUUUACAGGUUGGCAUCGGCGAAGUGAGUCCAUUGGACAAUCUUCACACGGAGUCCUUUGAAGAUGCAGGCAACCAGCUCGAAACCAUUGCAAAUAAGCUCUCGAAUAUUCAGUCUGAAUCAAUUCCUUCUUUUGAUGUCGAACGAAUUCUUGCUGUUGAUGGUGCUCUUGGAGACUACAUAGAGUCGUUGUGCUCUGUCUUGUCCAUGGACGAUUUAUUUUCUUCUGUUCGGUCUGGUUUGGAGAUGGCAAUCCUGUCACUUGCUUCGUCCAAAGUUCGAAGUCCAAUCCACCAAGCUUUAGUUUCAAAUGCACCAAACUCUCGAUAUGUGUCGUCGCACAUUUCUACUCUUCCAUUAAAUGGUCUAAUUACGCGUGACCAACCUACAUCUACAGGUACCAAAGAUCAGAAAACUCGGUAUUCUUCUUGGAAGAUAAAGGUUGGGCACCAGUCGCUCGCGACAGACAUCCAGGUCUUCAGAAACACCCUUCUCGACUUAAAUGGGGACGAUGGACGCAUCCGUGCCGAUGCCAAUAGAGGAUUCAAUCAAUCGUCAUUUUUCGAUUUCGCAAGCGCCCUGAAUAGUCUCGAAAUCGCACCAUCCGGUGGGCAACUCGAAUACAUCGAAGAACCGCUGGAAAAACAGAUUGAAGAGGGUAGAGAUUGGGUCCUAGAAAACCAAGUCGCGGCAUUGGAACGUUCCUUCGAUGAAUAUUCUAUUCCUUAUGCACUGGAUGAAAGCAUUUACGAUUUGUUGCUGGUUCACAGGAACAACUUUUCGGCAAUGAAGGAAGAUCUUCUGAAUGUUUUCCGGGAGGGAACGAGAGGUUGUGCAGCAAUCAUUUUGAAACCCUCGCUCCUUGGCCUAGAAAUGUCCCUUCGCCUGGCUCGCUUUGUUCGAGCGGAACUCGGUAUGGGUGCCGUCUUUACGUCGUCGUUUGAUUCUGGCAUAGGUCUUGCCUACGCUUCGUUUCUUGCGACUGUUUCGGAUGCCUCGCCGUCCAAGACUGACACGCACCAAUACCCACAUGGCCUGAGCACGUUCGAAGUAACGGCCAGCGACAUAAUUUCCCCGUCCUUUGGAUCCUAUGUCAGUCAAAAKGGCGUGCUGAACGUCGCCUCCCUCUCUCGUGCAUUCUUUGGCCUCGGUUUGGACGAAAUCCAGUCCGUUUCCCCGACACCUCUUGCUCGCGAUCUGCCUCUUGUGGAAAAACCGAUAAGCACCACAACCAUUCCGGCGGAAGCCUCCGAACCGGUGGCAUUGUCGAGCAGCGUGGAUCCCGCUUCGGAAUUCAUGGCGGACGAGUUCGAGGCUUCUACUUCUGCCAGCAGCACCGGUCGCGACAUUGUUCUGGUGGCGUCUCUCCCCCUUCCCUUCAGCGCCGAGGUCGCCUGCGCCCGAUUUACCGAUCUGCCCCAGCAGCCCCGCUGGUCUCCGUGGCUGGCAUCGGUUGCCUACAUGGACAACAGAGAGGAAACCGAGUGGACGCUCAAGGUGCGCGGGGUCAGUUUCCGGUGGCGUGCCAAGUCGGAACUGGUCAGCACCCCGUACAGCGGCAUUCGCUGGGAAUCCACCAGCGGCCUGAAGAACAAGGGCGUGGUUCAGUUUAUUCCAACGCGGGGCGAUCGAACCGCUAGCGGUUCGUGCUCCAUCAACGUGCAGAUGGCCUUUGUCGUGCCCCGCCUCCUGUCGAGUCUCUUUCGCGGCACCAUCGUCGAGGACUUUUUGCGCAACAAGAUCAUGAAGUGGUCUCUAGAAAUGUUUCGCGACGUGGUGAAGGGAGACCUGGCGCUCGAAGAAGGAAACCUAGAGCUCGGGGAUGCUUUGUUUGGAGCCGUAGAAGGGAAGGCUAGUGCCAUCGAAGCAACCCUUGCUUCGUCUAGCUUGCCGUCUUCGAGUAAUGACCAAGAGCAGUAGGACGCGCUCGAUAAAGGACUGCGUCGGCCUCGAAGGAACAGAUGUAAACACCUUCUCCUCGUUUUCUCCACUUUAGGUAGGAAUAGCAAGGUUGUGGUAAGAAAUUUGUACGACACCAGUAAAGCUUCUUCUUGCAUCAGUCGUAAUUCAAUUGAUAGAAAUCAAAAUAUAGCAAUACC